AAAAUAAAAAAAAAAUUAACUUUAACUUACAUUGGAACUAUAUACAUAUUACAGAAUCAUGACCACAGUAUAUGAGGAGAACGAUUUGGACAGAGAAUUUGCAAAUUUUUGGUCGCAAGUAAAUUGUUAUUCGGUAAUGAAUUUUCCGUACGAUCAGAGAUGCGAUUUUGUGAGAAGGGCCAAUAGUUGCAUACAUGGCACGAACUUCGUGCCAUAUAUACAACUAUUGUCGUGCAGCUUCAAAUGCCGGAAUCGUUUUGAAGAACAUGCCUUUGUCGGUCUCUUUAUGAUUCUAUGCUUUCUGUUGCUGCUCUCUGCCGGACACGUGGCGAAUGUUUACUAUUCUCCAGCACUGAAGGUUUUGUCUCGACUGCUUCGAAUGAACGACCAUUUAGCGGGAGUCACAAUAAUGGCAUUAUGCAAUACGAUACCAGAUUUGCUAUAUCAAAUAACUAUAGUUAAUGAUCGGGAAUGCGUAUUCGCCAACGACAUGGCAACAUCAUUGUUUGUGGUAAUGUUUAUAGGUGGAUUGGUCUGCUAUUUAACAACAUUUCAAAUGAAUGCUUUUAAUACGGUGCGAGAUCUGCUAUUCUUAAUUUUUGGCUCAAUGUUAUUGGAGUUGUGCUUGUUUACUGAUCGCUCAAUAAGUUAUAUUGAGAUAAUUGGAAUGAUAUUGGUGUAUGUCACCUACUUAAUUGUCAAUGUGAUCGACUUGAUUCUGAUCAAGUAUACUCUGAAAUUGUUAAGGCGUGAAUUACUCGCAUUAAACGAAAUGCCCGAUUCACCUGAAACUCUGGCGAAAAUAAAGUCCUUGACAGGUGAAAUAAAUAAACUGUCUAAGGAGGAACGCGUACAAAUUGUAAAACGACGUACAACCAACGCGAGGCAACAGAAUUUCACUUUCAUGACACAAGUUCCCAAUGAACAUGAAAAGCUUGAUAUUGACCAAAGACGCAGUUCACGUUAUUUCGAUAUGAAUCGGGGUCUCUUCAAAGACUUCAUCUUAGCAUUCAAGCCCAUUAAAUUAGAGGAUUGGCGCAAUGCCGGUAUUAUUGAACGAAUCUUUCUUGUGGUACGUGCUCCAGGUGUGAUUCUUUGUACCUUCUAUAUACCGUUAGUGGAUUACGAGGAACCAAAGAAUGGUUGGUCCAAGCUACUCAAUUGCAUCCAAAUAUGGUUUAAUCCAGCUUUAACAAUCACACUGGGAAAAUCUUUGCUUUUUAGAAAUAAGAAUCAAAUGUGGUAUAACAGCAUACCAAAUAAUAUGAUAUACGGCUUAUAUUCUCUGGGAUUGACUGUCCCAUUGUCCAUAUUUGUAUUCUGUCAAUCGGAUACUAGAGCCCCGCCCAAAUACCAUUCGGCAUUCUCGAUCUUAAACAUGACUGGAUCCGUUUUUAUAAUAUUUCAGUGCACCACCGAAUUAAAUGUAAUGAUCGAAAUGGUUGGCUAUCUUUAUGGCGUUUCAGACCAAUUUGUGAGCUCCACUUUAAUAACCGCAACCAAUUGCCUUGGUGAUCUAGCAACGAUUUUAACCAUGGCCCUGCAUGGAUAUGAGAAAAUGGCGUUCGCAGCGACCAUUGGGGGUGCGUUGCUUUGCAUUCUGUUCCACUGCGGCAGCGUGAUAGGGGUGAAGAAAGCAUUGGGCCAACACAUUACCUGGCAUGCCAUGGUUGGCAAUUAUGGUGGAAUAUUGUUUGUAAUAUUCACAUUUAGCUUACUUAUGAUGCUGCUAUGGACUACCUUGCUGAACUUUAAUGUGCGACGCUCGGUGGGGAUCUUCUCCAUGUCCAUCUAUGGUCUGUACGUAAUGUUUGCAGUUUUAAUCAAUAAGGGAAUUAUUAGUCCAUACGAGCAUGAGGCUAUAAACCCUGAAGUUUUUAUACAAAUAUAUUAUAGGAUCAUGGACACAGCGUAUGAGGAAAAUGAUAUGGACAGAGAGUUCGCCCAUUUUUUGUCAAAAGUGAAUUGUUAUACCGUGGUUAGAUUUCCAUACGACGAGAGAUGCGAAUUUGUGCAAAGGGCCAAUAGUUGCGUAGUUGGCACGAACUUCCUCCCAUAUAUGCAUUUAAUGGCCUGCAGCUUCAAAUGUAAGAAUCGCUUCGAAGAACACCUCUUUGUCAGCCUUUUUAUGAUUAUAUGCUUUGGGCUGCUGCUUUGCAUGGGACUUGUGGCGCAUAUUUAUUAUUCUCCAGCAUUGAAAGUUAUAUCGCGAAUGCUUCAUUUGAACGAUCAUUUAGCGGGAGUCACGAUAAUGGCAUUAUGCCAAACUAUACCGGAUCUGCUAUUUCAGAUAACCAUAGUUAAUAAUCGGGACUGCGUUUUCGCCAAUUACGCUGCAAGCUCUAUGUUCGUAGUGAUGUUUACAGGUGGAUUGAUCUGUUAUAUAACACCAUUUCAAAUGCAUUCUUUUAAUACGGUCCGAGAUCUGCUGUUCUUAAUUUUUGGAUUAGCGCUCUUUGAGUUACAGAUGUUUUCUCAUGGGGAACUAAGCUAUUUAGAGAGUUUGGGAAUGAUAAUUGUAUAUGUCGUCUACUUGGCUAUCAAUGUUAUUGACUUUUUCCUGAUCAAGUAUACUCUGAAAGUGCUUAGACGUGAAUUACUUGAAUUAAACGAAAUGCCCGAUUCACCUGAACAAACUUUGAGAAAAAUCUACUUGACCAAUGAAAUAAAUGAGCUGGCUAAGGAAGAACGUGUAAGAAUUUUAAAGCGACGUACAACUCGUACGAGGCAACAAAAUUUCACGUUUAUGACGCAACUUCCCAAUGAACAUGAAGGGGUCGAAAUUCAAAAAUAUCGUAACUCUCGCUACUCGCGUAUGAAUCAGCAUCUCUUCAAAGAGUUCCUCACAGCUAUCAAGCCGAUCAAUGUAGAAGAUUGGCGCCAUGCCAGUAUGAGUCUACGCGCCUUCUAUUUGGCGCGUGCUCCAAUUGCAGUCAUAUGUGCCAUUUAUAUACCCCUAGUGAACUACGAGGAACCAAAGAAUGGUUGGUCCAAGCUACUCAAUUGCAUUCAACUAUUCCUCAAUCCAGCUAUCACAAUCGUACUGGGCAAAUCCUUGAUUUUCAGAAAUAGGGGCAAGCUCUGGUAUAACAGCGUGCCUGAGGAUUGCAUAUAUGGCGUAUAUUCUCUGGUACUCACUGUACCAGUCGCCAUAUUUGUAUUUUUUCACUCAGAUACGAGAGCUCCACCUAAAUAUCAUUGGAUAUUCUCAAUUUUAAACUUGACUGGUUCCGUAUUUUUAAUAUUUCAGUGCAGCUCCGAGCUAUGUGUAAUAUUCGAAAUGGUUGGAUAUAUCUAUGAUGUUCCAGAUCAGUUUAUGAGUGUAACUGUAAUAGCUAUGGCCAAUCGCUUAGGUGAUCUGGCAACAAUUUUAGUAAUGGCCCUGCAUGGAUAUGAGAAAAUGGCGUACGCAGCGACACUUGGCAGCCCGUUAUUUGUCAUUUUGUUGCACUGUAGCGGUGUGAUAGCUCUGAAGAAAGCCUUCGGCCAAAAUAGUUCAUUCCAUACACUGUCUGGAGAUUAUGGUGGAAUAUUGUAUAUACUGUUCACAAUGGGUUUAUUUAUGACGCUUCUAUGGACGACCUUGCUGAACUUCAAUGCGCGACGCUCGGUGGGGAUUUUCUCGAUGUCCGUCUUUGGUCUAUUCAUAUUGUAUGCGAUUUUAAUCAAUGCGGGAAUCAUCAGUCCGUUCAAACGCGAUGGAUUAGUCACCGAUUCCUUUGAUAGUCAUUAGAAC
This is a messenger RNA of Drosophila navojoa, 3736 nucleotides long. Its product is annotated as mitochondrial sodium/calcium exchanger protein. NCBI's taxonomy places the organism in Eukaryota, Metazoa, Arthropoda, Insecta, Diptera, Drosophilidae. Gene Ontology annotation, molecular function: calcium:sodium antiporter activity. Gene Ontology annotation, cellular component: membrane. The record is from RefSeq and is a predicted model, not a curated record. Gene Ontology annotation, biological process: monoatomic cation transport; intracellular calcium ion homeostasis; transmembrane transport.